Molecule: messenger RNA, 1240 nt
Organism: Coniophora puteana RWD-64-598 SS2
Lineage: Eukaryota; Fungi; Basidiomycota; Agaricomycetes; Boletales; Coniophoraceae
Product: Pkinase-domain-containing protein
Exons: 8
Coding region: 46-1092 (348 amino acids)
Biological process (GO): regulation of transcription by RNA polymerase III; regulation of transcription by RNA polymerase I; protein phosphorylation
Cellular component (GO): nucleus; protein kinase CK2 complex; cytosol
Molecular function (GO): protein serine/threonine kinase activity; ATP binding
Source: RefSeq, a predicted model, not a curated record
CCGAAGGCGGCUUGAGCGCCUCGCUUCACACUCAACCAGCGUCUCAUGGUUCGACCGCCAGUCAAGUCCGUUGCGCGUGUCUAUCGGGACGUCAACGCUCAACUAGGACCUUCUUGGCAUGAAUAUGACAAUUUGCAGGUUCAGUGGGGCACUCAAGAUCAUUACGAGAUAGUCAGGAAAGUUGGACGCGGAAAAUACUCUGAGGUGUUUGAAGGAGUGAACAUCGUGAACGAUGAGAAAUGCAUCAUCAAGGUCCUCAAACCAGUCAAGAAAAAGAAAAUCAAGCGAGAAAUCAAGAUCCUGCAAAACCUAGCGGGAGGGCCAAACAUUGUAGCACUGCUAGAUGUCGUCCGCGAUCCUGCUUCAAAGAUUCCAAGCUUAAUCACAGAAUAUGUGGACAAUGUCGACUUCAAAGUUUUAUAUCCUAGGUUUGCGGACUAUGAUGUCAGAUUCUAUAUGUAUGAGUUGCUCAAGGCCCUUGAUUUCUGUCACUCGAGAGGGAUCAUGCAUCGAGACGUGAAACCACACAAUGUCAUGAUUGACCACGAGAACCGUAAACUGCGCUUGAUUGACUGGGGUUUGGCAGAGUUCUACCACCCAAAGAUCGAAUACAAUGUCAGAGUCGCCUCACGUUACUUCAAGGGUCCGGAACUCUUGGUAGACUUUCAAGAGUACGACUAUAGUCUGGAUAUGUGGAGUUUUGGUUGUAUGUUUGCUUCUAUGAUCUUCCGUAAAGAACCGUUUUUCCAUGGACACGAUAACUAUGAUCAAUUAGUCAAGAUAGCCAAAGUGCUGGGCACCGACGAACUGCACGCCUACUUGGAUAAGUACAGCAUUCGCCUUGAUCCUCAGUAUGAUGAGAUACUUGGGAGAUAUGCACGAAAGCCUUGGACACGUUUUAUAACCUCCGAGAAUCAGCGGUACAUCUCCAAUGAGGCCAUUGAUUUCCUGGACAAGAUCUUGCGCUACGAUCACCAGGAGCGUCUCACAGCGCGUGAGGCCCAAGCCCAUCCUUACUUUGAUCCCGUCCGCAACCCCGGAACAGGGAACGUCGACGGUGAGAGCGAAGAUUCGGGGGCAUCAUCAGCCUAAUCUAUACACUAAUCGCCCUGAUCUCUACCCUUCUCUACCGCUGCGAAGCAAUGUACUGCUCCCUUUUCCCUUCAGAUUUCUUGUACAACUCCAGACAAAUUCCUCGGUCGAGAUGAAAUACAACAUUGCACGCCGUUGUCAACAUGCC